Molecule: messenger RNA, 1944 nt
Organism: Eucalyptus grandis
Lineage: Eukaryota; Viridiplantae; Streptophyta; Magnoliopsida; Myrtales; Myrtaceae
Product: nudix hydrolase 19, chloroplastic
Exons: 6
Coding region: 144-1505 (453 amino acids)
Biological process (GO): NAD+ catabolic process; NADP+ catabolic process
Cellular component (GO): cytosol
Molecular function (GO): NADH pyrophosphatase activity; metal ion binding
Source: RefSeq, a predicted model, not a curated record
UAUGGACAAGUGUCGCUCUAUCCAAGAGUCUGAUUCACCACCCAACCUUCUCUCUCUGUCUUUCUCCAAGGGCUGCCGACGUAUUGCAUGAGCGGAUAACUUCUUUGGAAAAGCCUACAAAAAUCAGCGAAAAGGAUGCAGUCAUGCUCUCUUUCCUCCCCUGUUUCUCAGCCUCCCCUGUUUUUUCCGUCUCCAAAAACUACCUACUCCUCCUGAAACCUCUGUCCCUGGCAAGAGCCACCCUCUGCCGUCUCUCCACCACCACCGCCACUACCACCACCACCACCAUGUCCAUAAACCUACAGUCCCAUGCCUUCGCAGGCAACCCCAUCCGAUCCAAGACUCCAAAACCCAGUGACCCAUUUUCUCCCAACUCUGCUCUCGAAACCCUCAAGACCCAGCUUCUGGAGACCACCCACCAACCCAGUUCUUCCAAUUUCAAGGUCUUGCCUUUCCGAAAGGGACGGCCUUUGGCCUCCUCUUCUUCCGCUGGCGACGCCCUGGGCCCAAUUUGGCAUCUGGGUUGGAUCAGCUUGGCUGAUUGCAAGCUUUUCUUGGCUAGUUGUCGGAUCGAUUUGAGCUAUGACUCGUUGGUUUAUCUGGGUUCGGAGUCCGCCGCCGAGGCGGUGUAUUGGGCGGUUGACGUCGCCGGGGAGGCCAAUUUGGUGCCCGAAAUUGGCGGCGAGAAGUUCUGCUUUGUGGAGCUGAGGACGCUGAUGGUGGCCACUGAUUGGGACGAUCAACACACGAUGGGCGAAUUGGCCAUUGCUGGUCAUGCUCGAGCAUUGCUGGAAUGGCACAAUACAUCUCGUUAUUGUGGACGGUGUGGAGGAAAAACGGUCCCCAUGGAAGCAGGAAGGAGGAAGCAAUGUGUGAAUGAGUCGUGCAAAAAGAGGAUAUACCCUCGGAUUGAUCCAGUUGUGAUCAUGUUAGUUAUCGAUAAGGAAAAUGACUGUGUGCUUCUAAGCCGGCAAUCAAGAUUUGCACCACGAAUGUGGAGUUGCUUGGCUGGGUUCAUUGAGCCAGGAGAAAGCUUGGAAGAAGCAGUGAGAAGGGAAACAUGGGAGGAGACUGGAAUUGAAGUGGGAGAGGUUGUCUACCACAGUUCUCAGCCGUGGCCAGUUGGACCAAGUAGCAUGCCAUGUCAGUUGAUGGUGGGAUUCUUUGCCUAUGCAAAAUCGCGGGAAAUAAAUGUUGACAAAGAAGAGUUGGAAGAUGCUGAGUGGCACAGUAGAGAAGAUGUGAAGAAAGCAUUGAUGGUUGCCGAAUACAAGAAGGCACAACAAACGGCAGCGGCGAAGGUAACCCAGAUGUGCAAGGGAGUUGAGAAAGGGCAAAGUCUGUCUGCAGAUUUCAAUGUUGAAAGCGGGGAACUUGCCCCUAUGUUCUUCCCGGGUCCAUUCGCUAUUGCCCAUCACCUCAUCUCUUCAUGGGCAUUUCAAGACUCGGUGAAUGGGUUUCAAUCUCAGCCAACACACGCCGGUGCUUCCAUGUCCAACUUGUAGCAAACAGUGGCCUUAAGUUUCCAAAGUAUCGGUGUCCUCCUUGAUCCACUAAAAAAUACGAAAAGGGAAAGAGAAAAUGAGAUGAUAGUUGAAAAGGAACAUAUGACAAAGGGCAUCACUGUUAAUCUGAGUGUCUCUUUCUCGCUGAUUCAAUUGGUGGAUUGUUGAAGCAAAAGUUCGUGCGUCAUUGUGCAGAAAAGUAUAUAUGGUUCAAGGGUUACAAAAUUCACAUUGUGACUGUGUGAUGCUGGUCAUUCCAAGCAUUGCUGAUCGAGUCAUUGUUGUUUCGCUUUUGCUUUUGUUAAUAAGGCAGCUGAAAUUGUGUUAGGCGUAGCUUCUUCGAGUAAUAUUUGGAUAUUCAACUGUCAGUUCAAGAACAUUCAGAUUAAUUGUCCCUGAUCUAUCAAGUUCAUGAUGAUAUAUUCAUUUCAUUGCUUUC